Messenger RNA from Ectocarpus sp. CCAP 1310/34, 309 nucleotides. Lineage: Eukaryota; Phaeophyceae; Ectocarpales; Ectocarpaceae. The record is from the annotation of a GenBank genome assembly.
AUGCUCCGCGAGAGAGAGUGGAAGGAUGCAACCAUCAAGGUGCUGUACAAGAAGGGUGACCGGUCCAACUGUAACAACUACAGGGGGAUUUCGCUACUAUCUCACGUAGGCAAGGUCCCCAUCAAGAUCAUCACCAACCGUCUAAGCGCCUUCUGCGAAGCCAACAACAUCCUCCCGGAGGAACAGUGCGGAUUUCGACACGGGCGAUCCACCGUCGACAUGCUGUUCGUCGUGCGCCACCUCCAGGAGCUGGGUCGGAGAAAGAAAAUACCGCUCUACAUGUGCUUCGUCGACUUGAACAAGGCCUGA